Molecule: messenger RNA, 4206 nt
Organism: Zygotorulaspora mrakii
Lineage: Eukaryota; Fungi; Ascomycota; Saccharomycetes; Saccharomycetales; Saccharomycetaceae
Exons: 1
Coding region: 1-4206 (1401 amino acids)
Biological process (GO): positive regulation of GTPase activity; regulation of small GTPase mediated signal transduction; negative regulation of TOR signaling
Cellular component (GO): TSC1-TSC2 complex; nucleus; cytoplasm
Molecular function (GO): GTPase activator activity
Source: RefSeq, a predicted model, not a curated record
AUGCCGGGUCCAUCAUAUAGUAGGCAGAGAAAUGCCAAUAGUAUUGAUCUUCUACGAGGUAUCUCUAAUGCGUUGAAACGUUCACUUGACAACAAGAAACCUUCAACUACUCAACAAAAAGGAACUGAGAGUACACAAAAGGUCGGCAAGACAUAUUUAUUACUGCUUCUCAAAAGAUUAGGUGAUUUCAAUAGUAGCUAUCAAGAGAGAGGUCAAGCUGCGGUUGAGGUAAGACAACUACUGGACGGCUUAGACCAAAAAUCUGUACCCGCUGUAUGGUAUUCUGCACAUGAUCUGAUAGACAGCACAGUUCCACAGCAUAUAAGAAGAGCAGCUCUCGAGCUAUUAUAUGAAUGCAUAGUACGAUGCGAAGAAGAUUCACUAAAGGUCGUUUUUUUCCCUCUGGUUGUAAACCAUAUGAUCGAGUUGAUGGAAAAGAACGAGGUUUUCGAGCUCAACAGUGAAGUUGCGCUCUUGUUAUCAUGUCUCAAUGCAAUUGUCAGGGAUGCCAGUCCUCUGCUGAAAACAGAUGACAUCUCAGUACUUACCGCUAUCAUUGAUGAGAUAGUUCCUCUCACCAGUCAAAAGAAUUUAGAUAACAUUUACCCUGAAGCCCUUUUACAACUGAUGAGCCUUAUACAGAAACUAAUAAAACCUGUUAAAGAGGGCGCUCUUCUUGGUGUUGCAAGAUUGGAUAAUUAUAUGUUACAAAUGGGAGAGGAUAUCGGAAACAAAUUUUUUUGCGGAGUAAUAGAUUUCUUUACAUGGUUAAUGAGAAACCACAAGCAGCAUGUUUCAGCAGAACUUCUUCAAGAAAUAGCGGCUAGUGUCAUCUACAUGUCAGGGAUUUUGAAUGAAAGGAAAGAAGAAAUGGUUCUUUAUGAUAUGGAAUUGCUCUUAAAAGAGAUUUCGAAAACUUCCAAAAGAGUAUCUUUUUUAGAACAACUGUUUUCUUUGAAUGCUAUCAAACCAAAGGAAACCAAUAAAAUUUUCGAUUCAUAUGUGAUUAUGCUUCUUUCAAAGCUGCGAUCUAAUCUGAUUGAUAACGACACCAAUGAGAGUCGACAUGAGAUAAUCAUGGUUGCAAAUAAACUUUACCAGCAAAAAAAGGAUAGUAUCCUUUUGAAGCUAAUACUUGAGAUUUUGAAUGUCAAUAGUAAAAAUAUGGAAAGUUUCGUGGACGAUGAAUUCUUUCUAUCUACCACAAAGAAUGCUCUCGGCUUAUGGCAACUAAUAAGACUGACCCUAAGGAGAAAUUCAUCAUUAGGGAGGCUUUUUGGUCAUAAAAUAAUAAAUAAAAUUUUCAAGAAUCAUGGUAUCAGUUCUUCAAUAGGAAUAAACAACUUAUUACAGUUCACGUUUGCAGAAGGUUUAUCUGCAGAUCCAGGAAUUAUUGUUUGUGCUCUUGAGGCGGAAUCGGGAAUAAUUUUUGAGUUGGAGACACUUCGUCUGUUGGUUAUUAAUAUAAUGGUUCCAAGCACAAUGAUGGAAGUUCGCUUACGUGUAUGGAAGCUAUUUAUAAAUCUUGCGAGAGAUGCAAAAACCAGUUUUCUUUCUCCAGACGUUAAUAAGGAUAGUUUACUAACAAUGCUUUACGCCAAAAAUGAAUCUUUAGAAUUAAAUAGCGAAGAGGCAACUUUGUUUGAGGAACUGAUAUAUGCACUCAUUCAAGAGCUUGAUGCAGAUCAAGUGAAAGAUUUCAUUCAAGAUUACAUUUACCCUGAUAUUUAUGACACACUUGGUACACUAAGACGCAGAAAGAGUAUUGUGGGUGCUAUUGGAACUUUCGCCAGGGGAUGGCAAACAUCUGAGCGUCUCGCGAGGAGAUUAGAGAUUUUGAUUCAUGGUCUUAUCAGAUCUUUUAUAUGGAGUGCCACUGAUGAUAGUGGUUUCAAGUGCAUUUUCUUGUACCAGACACUCAUCAAAGUCUAUGGACGUGCAGCAGGCUGCGCCCAUGCAGAUACAUUACUUGAUAUUGCUCGAGCAAUGAUUAGAAUAAGACGCGACAUAUCUGGAUACUUAUACUUCAAAAACCCAUCAGAUGCAAUUGGAAUUAGCUCUGCUUUUGGUAGGAACAAGAACUUACUAAAAGAACCUCAACAAAGGUUUAAAUGGACCUUUCCCGAGUCGACAAAAAUUAUCGAUGACAAUUUGCUAGAAAAGCACAAUAUACAUGUUAUGUUUGAUGAUAUCAACGAAAAAUCAACUCAAUGUGUUGAUAUUGGUGCCUGGCUUUCGGCCGCCAUAGAUACGAUAGAAAUUCCAAGAGAUCUGGAAAUUUACUCCUACUUGUUAACACACUUGUGUGGACAACUGUCCGAUAUUACUCUUUUCAAAUGCCAUCACUCUUUGAUAGAUAGAUUUAAAAGGGUGAUUUGUAAUCAUUUAACCAAUUCCAUCCCUUCCAUCGUCCCCCUGGGUGACAUUAUCAGUAUCUCUGAUCUUCAUUCAGCUUAUGUACGCAACUUGUCUGCGGUACUUGCAUAUCAUUCAUUUCAGUCCAAGAGUUUUGCAGAUGAAUUGGUCAAUGCCCUGGUUGGUGGUCUCACAUCCUGGGAGAAAACUUUGAUUCCAAUCUUACAUAUUUUGACAAUUAGCUGUUUCGAAAUUCCGCAGUCGAUACAAAGAUAUUUAACUCCCAUUUUGCAACAUAUCCAAAAAAGGAUUACAAGUUUAUAUGCAACAGCUUCAAUCCUUGAGUUUUUUCUUGCAUUAUGUGAGUCUCGAAAAUUGAUUUCGAACCUGACUAUUGAAGAAAUCAAACGAGUAUUCGCAAUUAUAUUCAAGCUUAUUGAAAAUUCAGUGGAUCUCAAAAUAAGAUCAAAACAAAAAAGAGAAGCAGAAGAUUAUGAGGUGGAAAAGUCAGCUCCAUAUCAGCGUUUGGAAUACGAAAUUGAUAUGUCUCCCUCCACUGAGUCAUUUCUGAUCAAAGAAUCGCUGGCGGAAUUUUUCCAGAAUCAGUCGUUUCGAGCACUAUCCAGCUGGUUUUUACAAGUGAAUGAAAGUUGCAAGCUAGAGCUAAUGCCAUUCAUAAUAAAGAAUCUACAAAGUCUAAGAGCAAUCAAAUCCCUAAAAAAUGACGCCACAGCUUACAUGGACUUUUUCAGCAGGUCCCGUUUUGGCCCUCAAGGUAGCGACAAUAUCAUUCAUGGUGAAUUAAGUGAUUCCGCUCUUGAAGAAUCAUCCAAAAUGACUAGAUGGAUUCAUGACGACGGAUUGAUUUCUAUUCGGGUACACGAUUCACUAAAGAAAGCUAUUGUUAGUGUACGAAAACCAUCAUGCAAUCGAAUAUUUGAGGUCGAUCUGUCCGUUUCUACUGACACCCAACCUUCAUAUGACAUUUUUAAUUUUCCUGAUGAAGACGAAAACAGCGAAUCUUUGAGAUCAAGUAAGGAAGUGCCUAUUGACCCAGAGCAGGUACUAUUUCAACUGCUAUACAUUGGGAAGAUAAAUGCAAGUUUUGAGAACUCUUUCGUUAAGAUUCCAGAUGUCAUUUCUUUUAGACGUUCAAUUAAUGCAUUUGAUCGAAUACCAGAUGUAGACAUACAAAAAGCCGGUAUUGUAUACAUAGGUCCUUCUCAGAGAACCGAAGAAGAUGUUCUUCGCAACACUGAUGGAUCCUACCAAUAUCAGUGGUUUCUCAGUCAAAUGGGGAAAUUUAUUAAAUUAGAUGAAGUAUCCAAGUUUUUUUACACAGGUGGUUUAGUUCCGAAAACUGAUGGAGAGUAUGCUUUAGUUUGGAGGGAUGAAAUCACGCAAAUUGCCUACCAUACAGUAACUCUGAUGCCUAAUGAUAGUGAUAGCAUCUCGAUGAAGAAAAGCCAUGUGGGUAACGAUCUCGUUAACAUAUUUUACGAUGAAUCGGGCUUACCCGAUUUCAAUUUCAACAUUAUAAAGAGCCAGUUCACAUUUAUUAGUAUCGUAAUCACACCUCAAAGCGUAGAUUGCGAGGAAAAUCAAGCGAUAGCCGAUCAUUACAAAGUCAAAAUGUAUCGAAGAAGCGGAACACCCGGUCUUCUCUCUUGUACGCACUUCAAGAUAAUUGGAAAGCCAAACUUAUCGAGAUAUGUUCGUCAUGCAUGCCUAACUGCCAAUGCGUUUGCCCAGAAGUACUGCGAAAAUCGUUCUUCGGACGCUUGCUCUAUAUGGGGUGUUCGUUGUAAGCAUCUAACAACUCUAAGGGAACGUGUAUGCGCCGUGCUGUAA